Erpetoichthys calabaricus (reedfish) is the source of this 5795-nucleotide messenger RNA. It is a transcript of the gene baiap2b, whose product is annotated as BAR/IMD domain containing adaptor protein 2b. Gene Ontology annotation, molecular function: protein binding; cytoskeletal adaptor activity. Bases 219 to 1820 code for a protein of 533 amino acids. Gene Ontology annotation, cellular component: cytosol; nucleoplasm. The transcript is spliced from 15 exons. The record is from RefSeq and is a predicted model, not a curated record. Lineage: Eukaryota; Metazoa; Chordata; Cladistia; Polypteriformes; Polypteridae. Gene Ontology annotation, biological process: actin crosslink formation; actin filament bundle assembly; plasma membrane organization.
GAGGAAGAGAGCAAGCCGCGCUGUAUAAAGACGGCCGUCGGCUGUAGCUGCCUGCUCAUACCCGUUUAGCUGUUGUCAUUGCAUUUGCUGUUGCUGCAUUUUUCAUUUUCUCAGAUUUACUUCUGGUUCUCUGCUUUUUCUAACAGUAGCUAACUCAAAAACGACCUGCAGCACUUUAUUUUCGGGAUAACGUCUGAAUCCGUCGAAAGGCUUCGUCUAUGGUACUGACCGGAGCGUCCAAGAUGUCUCGUACGGACGAGGUGCACCGCUUAACGGAGAAUGUUUAUAAGUCUAUAAUGGAGCAGUUCAACCCCUGCCUUCGGAACUUUAUUGCCAUGGGGAAGAACUAUGAGAAAGCUCUCUCUAGUGUGACAUUUGCAGCAAAGGGCUACUUCGACGCUCUGGUGAGGAUGGGGGAGCUUGCCAGCGAAAGUCAAGGCUCUAAGGAUCUUGGGGAUGUGCUGUUUCAAAUGGCUGAAGUCCACCGGCAAAUUCAAAUGCAGUUAGAGGAUAUGUUAAAAUCUUUCCACAAUGAACUACUUUUGGAACUAGAAAAGAAGGUGGAACUGGAUGCUAGAUACCUCAGUGCAGCACUAAAGAAGUAUCAGAUGGAGCAGAAGAGUAAAAAUGAGUCUCUGGAAAAAUGUCAGGCUGAGCUUAAAAAGCUACGUAGGAAAAGCCAAGGAAGUAAGAAUCCUCAGAAGUAUGGUGAAAAAGAGAUGCAGUAUGUGGAAGCAAUCAGCAGUAAGCAAGGUGAUCUGGAAAGCUACAUAGCAGAUGGAUUUAAAACUGCCCUUUCAGAAGAGAGGAGGAGAUACUGCUUUCUGGUUGAGAGGCAGUGUGCUGUAUCAAAAAACAACAUUGCAUACCACGGCAAGGGUAAAGAUCUGCUGACACAGAAAGUACCAUCCUGGCAGCAGGCAUGCUCUGAUCCCAGCAAACUCCCAGAACGUGCAAUGCUCCUUGCACAGCAGAUGGUUGCAAGUGCUACAGGAACACUAAUCUCCAGCCCCUUGCAUGCCUCCAAAUCUAGCUUGGUCAUCUCUGAUCCAAUACCAGGAGCAAAGCCUCUCCCUGUCCCACCAGAGCUGGCAGCCUUUAUGGCUCUAGGCCAUCAAGGGAGAAUGAUGGGUCCUGAUGGAGUACCUGCUAUGAAUGGGACUGCUGGUGUUGGUUCAAUUGAGGAUUAUAAUCAGUGGACAGAUGGGAAACUAUCCCAAAGCAAACCUCCCUCACCUCCUCAGGGUCAGAGGCAACUAAAUGAAUUCUAUUCCAACACUCUGCCUGUUCGGAAAGCUGCGCCAGCUAAAGGAAAAGCUAUGAUGGAAAAUCGAACACUACCUCGGUCAAGUUCCAUGGCAGCAGGUUUGGAAAGAAAUGGGAGAACGCGAGUGCAAGCAGUCUUCUCUCAUGCAGCAGGUGAUAACAGCACAUUGUUGAGCUUCUCGGAGGGUGAUACCAUCACUCUUCUGGUGCCUGAAGCUAGAGAUGGAUGGCACUAUGGGGAGAAUGAGAAAACAAAGUUACGUGGCUGGUUCCCUUUCUCCUACACAAGAGUUGUUCAAGAAAAUGGUUCAGAGAAGCUGCGUGUCAAUUUGCAUCAUGGAAAGAGCAGCAGCACAGGGAACCUUCUAGACCAUGAAGACCUCUCACUUCCCACUCCAGAUUACGGCUUGACUUCUCGUCUCCUGACACAAGCGUCAAACCAUAACCGACCUCGUCCCUAUAGUGUGGCUGUGCCUGCAUUCUCCCAGCAGGGUUUAGAAGAUUAUGAGUCGAGAUUCCCAAGCAGUCCAGAUAGUGAAGUGGCCCGGUUCUAAAGCUGCUGUCUAGGACUAUAGAAUCCAUUUUCAAAUGUGAGAUUGAAGCCUACCAUCACAGAUGACAGGUCAGCGCCGAUCAUCCACUAGCUUUGCUUAUAAGCUGUACAUUCUUGAGUGGAGGCUGAUCUUGCUCUGCUGCUGGAUACUGACCAGGAGAGGACAAAGGAGACCUUCCAUCUCCACCCCAACAUUUCACUCAUCUUCUCCCUUCAUUCUCUUACGGGUCAGAGGCAAGAUUCUGUGACUGAGCAAAUCUUUUUAGCAGAAUAUGAAGGUGGUUCUUAAAAUGCCACUGGAGUCCUGCUUUUUAUGUUUAAAAAAAAUAAAUAAAUAAAAAACCCUAAGCUUUUGGUGAGCAGCUGAUCCCUUUGGUAGCUGCACACAGGGUUUUAUUUUGGUGUUCUGAGGGAUAACUUCACGCUGCCCUCCAGCUGGGUUGAGAUUCCUUUAGCCUCGCUUCACAUCACUGCCUGAACUGCGAGGCUGACGCUGAACCAAAGUCAAUUUCAGUGGAUUCUCUUUUGCUGAGCACAUUAGUGUCGCUCUUGUAUUGCGUUAAAAGCAAGCAUGUAGCCAUCUAGGAACACAGACAGAAGCCUUAAAGCAGCCUUCAUGGAGCCACAGUGUUGUACAGUAGCUUUAAAUAUUGUAGAGUAUGAUGGAAAGAGGAUUACUGAAUAUUUAAAAGAAACGAGUUACAUUCAUAUUUUUGGUUAAUCUUUGGAGUAAUAUUUUUUUACACAUUAUAAUUUGAGGAGUUUUUGGUUGGAUCACUAGGAAACUACAACUGUACUUUGGUGUAACAGCAUUUUUGUGAUAUGGCAGAAUUUAAAGCACUAGGAUCAGAAGAAUGGCAAUUAUUUAAAUAUUCUUGGUGUCUUCUGUCAAGAAAAGGUGUAAGCCAUUUUAAAGUACAUUGGCAUCAGAUCGACAGCCCUUUAUAAUUUAUGCCUUGAUGGCCACCUUUCUUUACUUCUGCCAUCCUUGGUCUGGCUGGACAGGAGUGCUUAAGACAUAACAAGUGAAAAGCCACAAAACAAUGUGGGCAACAAUUUUCAGUGUUACCCUUCUGUAUUGGGUGUGGAUAAUUCCACUGUUUUGUCUUUAAAUGCCCCAUAAUAAUUCUAUAGGAAAUUACUAGUAAACAAAUAUACGAGACGUUUAAAAUCUGGAAUCUUGUUUACUUGAGAAGAGCAAUUAAGAAAUAAGUGGGGCUUUAUAGAUCCAAACCCUGAGGUUGUGAUGACGAAGCACUUUUUAAAAUUAGCACGGGGAGUUUGUAGUGCAGUUGUUUUUUUAUAGUAUUACUGUGACAUUUAUAUUAUUAAUAACUUAAGGAGCACCGAGUGGUACCAAAGUAUAUAUAGUUAAUAGAACUCUGGGUACAGAUCACGUGAUGACUGGUUAUGUGGCUGUUUUUCAUUUAGGCAUAUUAAAGUGUGUAGGUAUUCGUAAUUACACUGCAGAUGUCCGUUUAGAAAGCCAGCACAUCGGAGUUAAAGUAAACAGGCCUGGUUUGAGGGCAGCUGUUGUCAGAAGACUCUAAUGUGUUCAGCAGUCCUCCGCCUCUUCUGAGAAGCAUUUGAUGAAUUUGCUAAACUUGCCUUACGCCUCAGUUACACAAAGUAGGAACUCCACCUGGCAGGUCAGCAAGGACAUUACAUUUACAUUUACUUGCCAAGUCCCUUUGCCUAACUGCUUUUUUACAGAUUUAGGAAGUUUCUUUAGUACCUCGAGCCAAAAGGAUUCCAUAUAAACAAUUUAGGUUUAUUUUUAUUAAAAUAUUAAUCUCCCUGUGCUUUUUAUAUGUAUUGUACUAUAUACUGUAUGUAGUCAAAUUUACUGUAUUUGGUUGUAAUGGUGUUUAACUUGCAUGCAUAUUUAAAAUUUGUUUUAGAUAAGCUUCUAAUAUGGCUUAGUGUGUGUUCUUUUUUUUUUAAUUAAGCCUGCUAAUAUUCAAGCUUUUUUUUUGGAGGAGUGUGGCUUUGGUUGUCCUCCUAAAAUCUGGACGUGGUUAGCAGGACUAAUGGACUAAUUGAGCUCAUUGCCAGGGUUGAGUCAGGCACCUGCGUGUCUUUGUGAAAUGUCCUGUUCUACUGCAGUGUGUGUAACCUAAUAGUGAUUUAAUUAAAGGUAUUUUGUAUUAAUGUGCUGGUGCUGCUAGACUCUAACAGAAGUGGUGGCCCAACAAAGGUAACUGGAACAAACUGCACUUUGCAAUUUUUAAAUUAUCAAAGUGUAGUACUGUAUCGCGUGUAGUAUGCUGUCAUUUACGUUAACUGCAAAGGUCUUUGUUUCAAACAACCGGUAACUGUCAUGUUUUCACAUACAGUAUGUUUAAAAACAUGGAGCUGUUUCUGAGCUGCUUAGAAGUACUGAUGUUUAACAGGAGCUACAGCAGUUGAUGUGCUGGGCUUGUACAAAUCAGACUGCUGCUUUAUUCAUUUUUGCACUCCAGUAGGUUUCAUCGUUUGUGUUUGCCCAAACAUCUAAUAUACCAUGAAGCAACUGGCAAAUGUGUCCCCUCAGAUCCUUUAAAGUGUGUGUGUGUGGACUUUUGCAAUCCCCUUCAAGCCUUAGUUUGAGGUUUAGUGUAUUUGAGACAAAUGCUAGUGAAUACGUUGUGUAAGGAAUUAAUAAUUUAUGAAAAAGCAUUUACGUAUAAGAAAAGGACAUCUUGUGGUUCCUUUUCUCUCUUGAGCUACUGUACAUGAAAUACUUUUUUUGUGUGUCCUGUAACGUGGUGUUACCUCUGUAUGGGCACCACAAGUGUUUCUUUAAGUCGGAGAGGAGUGCCUUAAAGAGGCAUUUAGAACAUAGAAGCUGGAGACCAGGCUUAAAUUACGGCCAGACAGCCCAUAUGGAGGGCACAAGUUCUUCUGGUGUCUGUCUGACUUUUCUUCUCACUAAAUAAUUGUGUGCAUGUCAAAUGUUCUAAAAUACAUGAGUCAGUGUGCCCAGUGUCAGACUGGAUGCCAGGGAUGGCCUUUGUAACCUUUAGGUUUAUGUCAACUGGUUUGUGAAGAGGAGAUGGUUGUUAGUAACUCAAUGCCUCCUUUUAAUGGCGGUAUGUUGAUGGUCCUGAGUGUAGUCCCAGUUACGGACGUUGCACAGUCCAAGAGAAUGAAUGAGCAGUUCCUAAGAAAUCGGACCAUUCGGUACUCCACACAGUAACCCUGGAGGUGCCAGCUACACUGUGCCAUCUAUUGAUUAGGGACACUGAAUUGCACAGGACUCUCCCUCCACGUUAUGUUUGCAUAUACAUUUGACAUGCAGUGCAAUCAUUUUGACAUUUUCUUCUUUUAACAAUAACCACCUUUAUAGAAUGACCAGAGAAAUAAAAACCAAUACUGAUUUUCUUCCCUGGGAUGUUUUUAAAAUAAGUUUCAUUUGUUACACUUUCAUGUACAGUUAGUUGUUCACACAGCAAGCAACACACAAGCAUCUAACGGGGCUCUGCCUAGAAAGUGCAGCCUGAUCUGAUCAUCGCUUUCAAGCUCGAGGUGUUGCAUCUCACAAGAGCCGCUCUUAUGCUCCCCUCAGUUUGUGUGUUUUGUUGUUUUUUAAAUCUGGACACAGGAAGGCAGCGUUGUGGUCUUGUAAACUGCAGCAGCAGAGUGUGGUGGACAGGGACUCACGGGCAGCACAGCCUUGUUUUGAGUUAGAAUGUGAAUCGGAAGUUAGCUGCCAUUUUCUUCUCGGCCCCCUGACCGACUGUGCCAAUACUGUGGCUAAACACAAUGCAUCAGUAGAAGUACGCUGCCGCACUCGAUCAUUGUGCCUUCAUUUUCAAUUCUUGUUUUUAUCUUGUUUAAAAAAGGAAAAGUCAUUUCUAACUGCUUCUGAAUUACUUCCAAUGCACUAUUUGUAUGCUUUUGUGAUCAAAGAUAUGACUGUUGGGUGUAAUGGUCUUUAAUAGCAGUCAUUUUAAUGCUCCUACACUGCUCAACAUUAAUAAAUAUAUUUUCAGUG